This is a messenger RNA of Beta vulgaris subsp. vulgaris (sugar beet), 1034 nucleotides long. RefSeq lists its product as uncharacterized. Bases 138 to 722 code for a protein of 194 amino acids. The record is from RefSeq and is a predicted model, not a curated record. Lineage: Eukaryota; Viridiplantae; Streptophyta; Magnoliopsida; Caryophyllales; Amaranthaceae. The transcript is spliced from 2 exons.
AAAAAAUUAAAGUCACCAAACUUAAAUUACUACCUACUUAUCAAAUUAGACAUUUACUAGUUCCAUUUCCAUGCAAUGCAUUUCAUUUCUCAACCAAAAAUAGAAGUCAGUUCAUUGUUAUAAAUAAUAUUUCAUGCAUGGAGGCGUUAUGGAAACUAGAGGAUAAAUUAAAGAUAUCAACACAAAAAGCCUUAGUACUACUAGUUUGCACUUCAAUGUUAGUUAUACUUGUUUCUACCACCAUAAUUCUUGUAAUCCUUAAGAACAAGGCAGCUCAAAGGAAUAGAAUCACAAGCUUUGAUUCCGACGAUGAUGACACCGAGUCGAUGAUUAUGUACGCAAGAUCACGAAGCUCUUCUUCAAAAUGCGGACUGAUGGAUGUGCGGAAUGCUUUGAUGGGCUCGGCGUGUUGGAGCGCGGCACACAAGUGGAGCGACGAUGGUGUUAUGCUAGACAGCCGUCGGAGAUGGAAACAAAGAAAGAUGAUUAUGAUGUUGUCAAGUUGUUUGCAAUGUGCAGGUUGUGCAGGACGCUCAAAGAUGCAAGUUUGGCAUAGGCCAAUAUUAAUGGGCGAGAAGUGUAAGCUUCCAAGAUUUAGUGGUCUUAUUUUGUAUGAUGAGAGAGGUAGGCCACUUCCUCAUCAUCAUAAUGAUCAUUAUUCUACUAGUUCAGCUUCUAAUUACCUGGGAGAAGAGGAGGUUGGCAGUUUGACUAUGCUAUAGAAGACGAGUAAGAAUCAUUCUCGUUUGCGGUAUCAAAGAAAGCGAUUGUCCAAAUCGCCCUACACUUACGGAUUAAAGAGGGCAAAUGGAAGAGAACCAAAACGUUACCCUUUUAGAUCAAAAAGGGUGAUUUUUAAACCAAAGAGGGUAAUUUUUGCACCGAAAAGGGUGAAUAUAGUUGCCAGAGGUGAAUCUAGUAAGGGUCAUGGGUGGCCUAGGACCCAUCAAAACAAUCAGUUUUCUAUUCUUGUUAACGUCACGCAUAAUUUAUAGUAAAUAAAUACAUUAUCUGCUCCUUAUGUUGAUAGAAUC